This is a messenger RNA of Macadamia integrifolia, 682 nucleotides long. Its product is annotated as pyruvate kinase 1, cytosolic-like. Gene Ontology annotation, molecular function: potassium ion binding; magnesium ion binding; pyruvate kinase activity. Gene Ontology annotation, cellular component: cytoplasm. The record is from RefSeq and is a predicted model, not a curated record. The transcript is spliced from 6 exons. Gene Ontology annotation, biological process: glycolytic process. The coding region runs from base 14 to 655 and encodes 213 amino acids. Lineage: Eukaryota; Viridiplantae; Streptophyta; Magnoliopsida; Proteales; Proteaceae.
CCUAUUUCAGGUUAUGCUGGACACUGUGGGACCAGAACUGCAGGUUGUAAAUAACAGUGAACAUUCCAUUUCGCUUCAGGAAAAUGGUUAUGUUGUUCUAACACCAGAUCAGAAUAAGGAAGCCACUUCAGAGUUAUUGCCAAUCAAUUUUUCUGGAUUGUCAAAAGCAGUGAAGGAAGGAGAUACCAUUUUUAUUGGCCAAUACCUGUUCACUGGAAGUGAAACUACUUCUGUUUGGCUGGAGGUAUCUGAGAUUAAAGGGGACGAUGUUGUCUGCAUGAUUAAAAAUUCUGCUACUCUUGCUGGUUCCUUGUUCACUUUGCAUGUUUCUCAAAUCCGUAUUGAUCUACCUACCCUGACUGAUCAGGAUAAAGAAGUUAUAAGUACAUGGGGUGUUCGUAACAGUAUAGAUUUUCUCUCCUUGUCAUCUACUCGGCAUGCAGAAGAUGUUCGCCAUGCCCGUGAGUUCCUUUCCAAAUUGGGUGAUCUUAAUCAGACCCAUAUCUUUGCAAAGAUUGAAAACAUAGAGGGCCUAACCCAUUUUGAUGAGAUUCUACAAGAAGCAGAUGGAAUUAUUCUUUCUCGUGGGAAUCUGGGCAUUGAUCUUCCUCCUGAGAAGGUCAGGUUUCUGAACUUGGACAGAGGAGCAAUUUAAAAUGUUUUGGAUGACAACUUCAGUGGU